GGGGAGGGGCGCCUAAUCAGUGCUGUUCCUCUGUUAUUGAUCAUUUCAUGCACAAACAGCUGUUAAAUAGCCUACAUAAAAUGCUGACAAUGCAUACACUGCAUAGCUACAUACUUUUGCGCCACUGCCUGGAUUAAUGGAGAUAUAGUGAAGUUCUGGAGCAAUUCUUAUUUAUCGGUGCCUUUUAGAGGGGUAUCUUAAAAUAGAUUUCCAGUAGUGACUUUCUUUACGGAAUCUGUGGUUAAACCUAUACAAAACGUACGAAGAAGUCAUGACAUCAUUGUCUUGGACUUCUCCAAAAUCUUUAUAAUCGUGGUUCAGAAUAAUUUGAGGAAAGAAAAUAGAGAAAACCCCCAUGUCACAUCUUUCUGGCUUUAAGUAAAUAGAAACAGUUUUAGGAUGCAUGAUUGGCGCAAAAUUGGGAAGUUUGUCUCCUUUUAUUUUGAAAGAGUUCUACUCCAAACACGUCCUGAGCUUCUUCCGGGUGUCGCGCUGAAUUCUCCCGUUGCCAGGUCGGAAUUAAAGUGUUCCCUCUUUUGACAUAUUUUUAUUUAUUUAUUGCCACCUCUUGGGGGAAUUCGAAUCGCACUUAGAAAAGAUGUAUCAGAGUGGUUUUCAAGGUUUCCAGGAAGUGAAGAACGAGUACAGUCCAUGGGACGAAGCAGCAAAAAUAAUCCAGCGGGCCUGGAGAAGACAUGCGUGCAAAAAAGUCUUCAGGAAUGUUCAGAAGAUGAUCGGCCAAUGCUAUCAGCAGGAUCCCAGCUUACUUCUCCGAACCGUCAACCCUCAAGAGGCAGAGCUGCUUGACGCUGCGGCAGGCGUAUACAUCCAAUUUCGACUAGGAGGGGUCAGUUUUCCUCCCCAGAUCUACUACAAGAUCUUCACCUACCGGCCCAUUGUGGAUAUAGGAGCAAACAGCCCUAAGGACUACCAUCAACUCCAGCGCAUGAAGUAUUUAACUGAGAAGAGAGAUCCGACUCUGCAAUCGACGGACAGAACGGGCUGGUACCAACGUGUGGAGAACAACAACUGGAGGCUCUUCAGUUGCAAAUCCAUUAUCAAAGAAGAACCCAUAGACGGUUUUGUCACCAAAAAAAUAGACUUUCAUCCGUCGAAGAUGCAGCGGAUACAGGAUGUGAGGAAAUGGAAGAAAAGGAAGAAGAUUGAGUGGCUGAAGCGGAUGUACAAGGAGGGCCGAGAGGAGGCUCUGGAGGAGCAGUCCGAUCAGUCUGACUUGCUCACAAUGGAGAGGAAAACAAUGAAGGAUGUAAUGAGCUCCAUUGAAGACAAAGGAGAAGAUGAAAUAUUGGAUUGGGAGCUGGACGAACAUUUGACCUGGACAAACAGCUUCAACUUUGAGGAGUACAUGGAAGAGUGGAUAAACCAGGCCUGCAAUAACACGUCUGAGCAGAACAAAGAUCAUCCAACAUCAAAGUUCAAUCUCCGGUCUACAAGGUACAAGGAGGGCCGAGAGGAGGCUCUGGAGGAGCAGUCCGAUCAGUCUGACUUGCUUACAAUGGAGAGGAAAACAACAAAGGACGUAAUGAGCUCUAUUGAAGACAAAGGAGAAGAUGAAAUAUUGGAUUGGGAGCAGGACGAACAUUUGGCCAGGACAAACGGCUUCAACUUUGAGGAGUACAUGGAAGAGUGGAUAAACCAGGCCUGUGGUCUCACAUCUGAACAAAGCAGAUCGUCCAACAUCAUCGCCGAUGGUGACUCGCGUUCGUAGCUCCAGUAACGUAGGUCAAACAAAAUAAAAUUAAGAAUGGCAACUGUA
Gambusia affinis (western mosquitofish) is the source of this 1777-nucleotide messenger RNA. Its product is annotated as protein MFI-like. The record is from RefSeq and is a predicted model, not a curated record. Lineage: Eukaryota; Metazoa; Chordata; Actinopteri; Cyprinodontiformes; Poeciliidae. The coding region runs from base 599 to 1729 and encodes 376 amino acids. The transcript is spliced from 12 exons.